Priceomyces carsonii is the source of this 1092-nucleotide messenger RNA. RefSeq names its product Arc1p (gene ARC1). Gene Ontology annotation, molecular function: tyrosine-tRNA ligase activity; tRNA binding. Gene Ontology annotation, cellular component: methionyl glutamyl tRNA synthetase complex. The record is from RefSeq and is a predicted model, not a curated record. Bases 1 to 1092 code for a protein of 363 amino acids. The transcript has a single exon. Lineage: Eukaryota; Fungi; Ascomycota; Pichiomycetes; Serinales; Debaryomycetaceae.
AUGGCAGACUUUAUUGCUAGUUUUAAUAAGCUUUCUCUUCAGGAGAUAGCUGGAGCUUCGGAAAAUUUAUUUCCAGAUUUGUCCGACGAAGAAAAAGCAUUGGGAUCACAGGCCCAAACUCUCUCAACGAAAUUAGAUGAAGAACAUGCUGUAAUUUCUUUAAAUGAUCAUCUAAGGACUAAGACCUUUGUGUCAGGCAACCGUCCAUCAAAAUAUGAUUUGGUAGUUUUUCAAAAGGUGUUACCUGUUGCAUCUAAAUGGAAAUCGCCAGAGGAGUGGGCAAACUUUAGACACAUUUUACGUUGGGCAGAUUUAGUACAAAAUACGUUAGUCGAGGUUUCCCCAAGCGAAGUGUUGCAGAUAAACUAUGACAUAGAAAUCCCUAAGGAAGUUAAAGAGAAGAAGAAAGCCACCAAGGAAAACAAAGAUGAAGCGCCAGCCAUUCCAGCACCGAAAUCAAAGAAGGGAGAUUUGAAUGAAGAUGAGAAGAAGGCUAUUGCAGAAGCCCAAAAGGCCAAGAAAGCUGCAAAAGCUAAAGCUAGAGCUGAGCAACAGGCGAAGCAGCAAGCAGAAGUUAUUCCUCCAAAUCCUUCCAUGAUCGAUUUUAGAGUUGGUUUCAUUCAGAAGGCCGUCAAGCAUCCAAAUGCUGAUUCUUUGUAUAUGUCAACAAUUGAUAUGGGAGACUCAGAGGGACCAAGAACAGUUUGCUCUGGUUUAGUCAAAUACGUUCCGUUGGAAGAUAUGCAAGAAAGAUAUGUGAUUUGUGUUGCUAACUUGAAGCCUGUUACCAUGAGAGGUGUCAAAUCUUGUGCUAUGGUUCUAUGCGCCUCCAAAGACGACACUAUUGAGUUCGUCAAUCCCCCAGCAGGAUCUAAGCCUGGAGAUAAGAUCUUCUUUGAGGGUUACGAUGGAACACCAGAGAAGCAAUUGAACCCAAAGAAGAAAGUUUGGGAAACCCUUCAACCAAGAUUUUCCACCACCGAGAACUUUGAAGUCACUUACACCGAAGAAGGUAAGGAGCCAAAGAGAUUGGUCAACUCAAAGGGCGAAUUAUGUAAGAAUUCAACCAUCGCAAAAGCUGAUGUUAAAUAA